Lingula anatina is the source of this 5408-nucleotide messenger RNA. Its product is annotated as zinc finger protein 423-like. NCBI's taxonomy places the organism in Eukaryota, Metazoa, Brachiopoda, Lingulata, Lingulida, Lingulidae. The record is from RefSeq and is a predicted model, not a curated record.
UAUUUGAAAGCCUAAAAUUGGCAAACAUCUAGAUCUAGGCCUAUUCAAAUUGCUUCAAAAUGCAGACAAAACUUUUGUUCAGAAUAAACCCGACAUUUCCUCGUCUUGGCAGGACGGUACGCCCUCUAUCGAGCUCUCCACAGGAGUCGUCUGCUACGGCGCAUGUGCAGGCGGCGAGUGUUUACACAUGGUGAGCGGGGAGGAUGAUUGAUCGGAACCCUACUGGGACCGCGGUUUUCAUUGGUGAAUUACACCCUGUAAUGAACUGGCAAUCCGCCCCAAGAGGCCCGAGGAAUAAUGCGAGCUGCCAGGAUGUAAUCAAGUGGUUCUCAGGGGAGCAAAGUCCGUUCUUUGAGUUCAAAUCUCCCCGGGAGACGUUUGCCGCGGCGCUCGAGGCAGGCCCAAAUCACUUGGGUGUCAGCGGAGGCUUAGCAUUCAAUAUUCAAGGCAUGACGUAGCGCCCUCACAGCCAAGCUGAAGGCUGCACGCGGCGGAGGUGUUUUACUAGUGGCAAAAGACGAAGAAGGUAGUUGAGACUGAAAGGGACUGAGCAUCUCGCCGAGGUAGACGACCGUGACUUACGGCUACAGGUUGGUCACGCUCUUGUACCUCUACCAAGGGGCUUGCUGUUUCCUAGAAACGCCGUGUGAAGAUAGACCAAGUACCUAGCCAGCGAGGAGGGGGCAAGGAGAGCGUCCUCACAGUUCAAGCCGUACGCGUGAACGUUAACACCAAUGUCACGAAGAAAGCAAGCCAAGCCGCGGGCGCUGAAACGAGAAGAUGAGGAAGAAGAAAAAGCAGAGACUGCCUGUGUUGACAACCCACAGGACUUGCUCAAACUGGAAGAUUAUGAAGCAUUCCAAGCAACAGGUGAAGGGAGUGCUGUUGUCAUGGCAGCAUCUCCAAAUAAGGUCAAUGAUGUCACCAUGGUAGCGGGAGAUGAGGGAGAGGAGCCAUACACCUGUGAGAGCUGCAGUACCACUUUCUACAGUCUACACGUGUUCAUGGACCACAAGAACUCUGUCUGUAUUACAGGCACCUGUAUAGACCGUAGCCCCUACAGUGAGACCAGUGGUAGCAACUCCCCUGUGAUGUCACCACAUGACGUGGACGGUAGCAAAAGUCCAACAAACGCAGGAGAAGCCUGUCUUGGAAUACCAGAGGAUCAGCUGCCGUACACCCUUGGUGUAACUGAGACCACACCCUACGCCUGCCAGUUCUGUGACAAGGCAUUUGGACGUCUUAGCCACCUGAAGAAACAUGAGCAGGUUCAUGGUGACCAGAUGCCAUACAGGUGUGACUUCUGCCAGAGAUUGUUCAAACACAAGCGUAGCAGGGACAGGCAUGUGAAACUUCACACUGGGGACAAGAAAUACAAGUGUCUGCACUGUGACUCUGCAUUCUCAAGGAGUGACCACCUGAAGAUUCAUAUGAAGACCCACGACACAGCCAAGCCUUACCAGUGUGUGGAGUGCAAUCGAGGGUACACCACUCCUGCUGCGCUCACAUCACACAUGAUCAGCCACAUCAAGACCAGCCAGUCUGAGGAUGGGUUUACUGUGGACGAGGAGCACCUGCAGAAUAACAAGGACCAUGACAAGGUGGCAGAGAUACUACACUGCAGUCGGUGUAAGGAUUCUUUUGCUACUUGGAACGACUUGGAGAGACACCUGAUCAAGGCGCACUCAGAGAAGAGUCCUGACAAACAUGUCUGCCCUGUCUGCAAGGAAGCCUUCGACUCCUCAGAUGCCCUGUGCACUCACAUCAAGGGUCAUGCUGUCAUGACCUCACCCAGCAUCUCUGACGAUGCUCCUAGCUCGAAGAGGCCCAGGUUGACACCAAAAUCAGUGAAUUUGAGUGUCACUGAGAAGAGUGGUGGGGACAACGCCUGUCCGUACUGCUCCAAGAAGUACCCUAGUUUGGAAGUGCUGGAGAUUCACAUUCACACAAUGCAUGAGGGUAAGCCGACCUUGAUCUACGACUGCCAUUACUGCGGAGCUGUCUUCCCAUCAUCCUAUGUCCUAAAUGAGCACAUACAACUGUCACAUGAUGGCCGUACCACACCCAUUUUCCCCUGUGAGUUCUGUACUAUGGAUUUCACUGGGAGUGAGGCACUGGAAUAUCACAUGAAUAAUGUGCACAACUUUCUCCCAGAUAACAGUGAGAGUGCAUUCUGUUCACAGUGUAACGCUGGUUUUCCCAACAGUGCCACCCUGGCUGAUCAUGUCCAGAAGAUCCACAGUGGGGGGUCCUCUUUAAAAGUGCCGGACAUUAGCAAGUAUGUCCACCAGAAGGGCAGCAAAUCAGGCGGAAAGAGCUCACGAAAGGAUAAAAACAGUGACCGAUUUGACGACACGAGCCGUGCAUCCACAGGCACACACCCUAAUGCAUCCCGUUCUCCUACUAACUCCAACAAUGCCACCGCUUCAGCAGACGCCCUGAUCUGCGACCAGUGUCUGUCUUCCUUCGACACCUUUGAUGCCUACGCCAGCCACAUGCAGACCCACCUGGACAAGGGGUCCCAAGGAGGGCACCUGCAUAUCUGCCACCAGUGUGGGUCAGACUUCACCUCUGAGGACCAGCUGGAGGCCCACUCUCUGUCCCACUACCUGAACCUGACCACGGAGUUUGGCUGUACCAGCUGCCUGAAGCUGUUCUCCAAGCCUGAUGAGCUGCAGAAACACCUGAUGGAUAUCCAUGCACAUCACCUGUACAGGUGCUCUCUGUGUAAGGAGACCUUUGAUUCCAAGGUGAAUGUCCAGGUCCACUUUGCUAUCAAGCACAGUAAUGAGUGUAAGCUGUACCAGUGUACUGCCUGUACCACGAUAUUCAGGUCAGAGAUGGAGUGGCAACUACAUGUCAAAGUUAACCAUCUCCACAUCACCAAGCCUUAUAGGUGCCUCUUUUGUAAGGACAGUUUCUCAGCAGAACUGGAUCUCCAGAUGCACCUGACCAGCCACAAGAAGGAGUUCAUGUGUCCAGCCUGCAAUGAGGCCUUCCACGUGGAGUUCCUACUGGACAAACACAUCCAGGACAAACAUGCUGAUUCCACCAGCUCCGCAGCUCCCACGCCCCAACUGGCAUCUCCAGUUGCCCCUCCUCCUCCUCAAACACCAACCCCGAAACUGAAAGAGAACAGCAACUCCAACUCAGAUGUGAUUGAUCUCAGCAGCAGUGUCAUGGCUCUGCCCAGUCCCCAGCUGGUACAGCAGCUUCACCAGCAGCUGUCGCUUAGCAACCACCAACACCACCACCAAGGAGGUCAAGGUCACAGGUCAAGGUCAAGUAACAGAAUGAGGGAGAUUUACCAGUGUGAACUGUGCGAUGCCAAGUUCAGCAAUGACCUGUCUUUUCAAAACCAUUAUGUCUACAAACACAGUCUCAAAGCUCCCAUGGAGAAAUACCAAAAAGGAGCUUCUGUCUCAUCAGCCGGUUCCAUGGCAACAUCGGUGUCAUCUUCACAGAACAGUCUGGUUCCUAGUGAGAAGUACUCCCAUCGCUGUGUGUACUGUAACCAGACCUUCAAGACCAAGUCUGAACUGGAGAAACACACCAAGACUCAUGGUACCUCCAGCAGUCAUAAGUGUAAGGUGUGUGAUGAAGUCUUCCCCAGUGUUAACAUUCUGGCUGAGCACAAGCUGAGUCACUGCAAGGUGGGCCAGGCCAACACGUGUGCUGUAUGCAGGCUUAUGCUGAGAAAUGAGGAGCAUUUCUACUCCCACACCCAGAGCCAUGGGGUGAAGGGAGGCAGCACGCAGUGUAUUGUGUGCAGGCAGACUUUGACGUCUGUUGUAGAACUCCAGAUGCAUGCGCGUCAUCAUUUCAGGGAAACCCUGGCCACAUUCACGUGCUGUGUGUGCCUGAAGAGCUACGACUCCAAAGAGAACCUCAUCACUAAGGUGAACAGCAGUGGCAGGGAGUAUUACGUCUGUAAGAUGUGUUACCAUGGCAACGGAGCAGGCAGCCCCCAGCCCACGCACUACACCUGCCGAGUAUGCCUGAAGAUCUUCUCCAACACUGACAACAUGGUCAGCAAGCUCAACGCCAGCGGGAAGGAGUACCACAUCUGUAAGCAGUGUUACCAUGGCAACCAGGAUGUGGACCCGUGCAAGAUGUCGCCUCAGUUCUAUACCUGCUGUGCCUGUCUGAAAACGUACGAAACCAAGGACAGUCUGGUCUCAAGGUUGAACUCCAGCGGACGGGAAUAUUUUGUGUGUAACUUGUGUUACUAUGGCAACCAGAAGGCAGAAGUAAAGAAAGAGCACAGGUGUCCGGUGUGCAGUGUCAAGUUUGAGUCUCAGGCUUUACUGGACGUCCAUGCCACUGUACACAACAAAAAGACCUACCAGUGCAUAAAGUGCCAGCAGUCGUUUGCUACUGAGUACGAGAUCCAGGUCCAUGUGGCCACACACAUGAUGCAGGAGGGGACAAUACUGGACUGCAGACUCUGCGGACGUGCCUUUGAAUCCCCAGCCAAGCUCCAGUGCCACCUGAUAGAGCACUCCUAUGAGCCUGGCUGGUACCACUGUUAUAUCUGUGAGCGGACCUUCGACCAGGCUGUGGACAUUCAGAACCAUGUCCUGGAGCAUGAGAACAGCUUGAGGAAGUUUGCAUGCACGCAGUGCAGCCAGUCAUUCUUUUUCAGUGGAGAACUACAGAAUCAUCUGUACACACACGCCAAGGAGCUGAAGUCCCCCUCCUCUGGGCAAGGACGGAGAAGUAGAUCUGGUGUGCGAGCCGAUGAGGGGUCAUCUCCUGUAUCAGGAAGACAGGGCCUCAUAGCCUACCAGUCUAGUUCAUCUCCCAGUGAAGGGGUAGGUAGUGGAGGGCUGGUGGGUAAGAUGGAUGGAGAGAGGGGUGUGGCAGGGAACACACAGGACACACAGGACCAGGAGACAGAGAGGGACACAUUCCAGGUUACUGGGUAUGAGAAUCUCCAACAUGUGCUCCUGGCACCUCCCUCACAGCAACAGAAGGCAGUGGCAGCAGAGUUUCACUGUCCUGACUGCAACAAGACUUUCCUUGAUGUUGGCAGCCUGAGUAGCCAUAUAAAGCAGCAUGAGAAGAGGGAGAUAUUCAAGUGUUCUCUGUGCCCUCAGAUCUUCCCAGACAGCCUGAGCUUCCAGCAGCACUUCAUCCUCACCCACGCCAGUGUGACCUCAGACAAGGGUCAGGGUAGCUAUAACUGUCCAGAUUGUGAGCUAGACUUUACCAGUCUGCCUCUGCUGCAGGCUCACAUGAGGACUCAUAGCUCUGGAAAAGAGAACUGCAAGACUCCUUCCAACAGCGACAAGGCAGCAGCCAAUGCCUCUGCACCAUCUAAAGACUUCAGCUGUUCUGUGUGUGAGAAAACUUUCUCCAAGAGAAAUCAUCUGAAGGAACACAUGCAGGCACACUUCACCAAGCAG